Molecule: messenger RNA, 1324 nt
Organism: Lineus longissimus
Lineage: Eukaryota; Metazoa; Nemertea; Pilidiophora; Heteronemertea; Lineidae
Product: cdc42 homolog
Exons: 4
Coding region: 199-873 (224 amino acids)
Biological process (GO): small GTPase-mediated signal transduction
Molecular function (GO): GTP binding; GTPase activity
Source: RefSeq, a predicted model, not a curated record
CCUAUACGCAGAGAGUAUCAAUCUGCAUAUAGGCCUACUGUGCAUUUCCUUGUUAUUAAGUAGGUCCUUAAAUUAGGGUGAGGAAAGUAUAGUGCAGUCUUCAUGGUGUAAAAGGAUAGCCUCAGUACCGACCUACGCAGUGACGACUGAGUUGUACAGCAGUUGUAUCAUAGGAAGGCAAUUGUCAGUUCCAGAACCAUGGCCGACUCCCUGAAGUAUAAAUGUGUUGUCGUCGGCGACUCUGCUGUGGGAAAGACAUCCAUGUUGAUGACGUACCAGCACGACAGUUUUAAUGAAAACCUAAACGUGGAUGUUUGUGACGGUUUUAUGACUGAGGUCGCUGUGGAAGACACUCCCUGCCAAUUGCAGCUGGUGGACAUCUGUGUGACUGAGGGAGAUGAUUAUGACAGAAUUCGGUAUCUGAGUUUCUACGAUACGGACAUCGUCAUUAUAUGCUUCUCAUUGGUCGACAGAUCAUCUCUCGAGAACGUGAAGUCAAGAUGGCUACCGGAAAUAAAUCAACAUCCAUCUUUGAGGAGCGCCAUCUAUAUGCUCGUAGGAACCAAAUCAGAUCUCCGAGGUGAUCAAGACGUCAUUGCGAGGCUACGGGAACAGGAUGAGGAACCUAUCGAUGUAACAGAAGGAAGGCAGGUCGCAAAGGAUAUUGGUGCAGCUGAUUACGUCGAGUGUUCUUCAUGUUUAAAGGAGACUCUUUCGGCAGUUUUUUGCACCGCGGCUUGGCAUAGUAUGCAGAAGAAGGAGAUGGGCCAAAGACGUCGGCGCCGACGUCAUACCUGGAAAUAUGCGUGCUAUCUUUUUUGUUAUGCAUGUUGGUGCGGAUGUUGCAUGUGCUGUUGCCCUGAUAAAUUUUAGUAGACUAACAAACAUGCGUCCUGGUAUCGUGUUAUAUAUAUGUAGCGUGCACUGUACGGUUUGUGGUACUGCCAAGCGUUUAGUCAGAAGUACUUCCCAGUAGACCACCGGUUUUAAUACAUUUUUGUUAAUAAACUUUAAUAUUGAAGAGGAACACGUACGCUCCGUUUAUCUUCGAUUUUCUUCUUUGUUGCAUCUGAUAUUCAAUGGGAUACUACAAAGAAAAUGCCUUGAACCUAAUUUUGUUCUUCAUUAUUUUGGUUAGAUAUUGGUAGUUGUUACGUGUAUCCAUGUCUAUUUGAAUCUAUAGUCAGUUCGGAAAGGCAACUCUUCCACAAUACCUGUAUGUGCUUCCAUCUUUUCUAAUCAAACUUAGAAUUGCCGGUUUUGUUUAAACACUGGCUAUACAAGUAAAUAACACCAAAACAAAUAUGUACUUUAAUCAAAUCUA